UGGAAGCUGAAGUACGACAGACACGAACAACAGACAACAAGAGGGUUCUUUUCGCCUGUUGCAAGGCCUUAUGAAACCUUUGGAGAGCUAGAACUAGAUCUUCGGGAACUGGUACUGAAAACGCUAGGAGCAACGACUCCGAAAGAACCAGAAGCUUCGAAGAAUCUAUGGGAGAAGCUCCGUAAUAAGGUGACAGAUCCUCAUUACCUCAAGUUUGACGACGAAAGCAGUAAAUCUUUCAAAAGCAAGGAGCAUUGCCACACGAGCAAAGGCAUGACGUCAGCGAUAGGCGGACGACUGGCACUAAUGAAGAAUCGGCUAGCCGCUGUACGGGCAGGACAGAGUUACGAAGGCUGCUUACGUGAUGAGAGGCAGAAAAAGAUGCUUGAAAUUCUGGAAGAACAGAAACUUGAGACGAUGUUAACUCUGAACACGCCACUCGGAACGCCAUACGCAAGAAAGAAAUCGGUGUCUUCUAGGAAGUCAGCUGGAAAUAUUGAAGACACGGCGCUUGAGGAGACGAGAAAAUUGGAUGCGAACGAAUUACAAGAGUAUCACAAAAGAAAAUGCAAGAAUUUUGUGGCGACCCUCAAAGCUCUUCAUUCUUUGAUAUGCUGCGUGUACCAUUUGAAAACACGAGACUUACGAACCAAGGUGCCACUCAGUCGUGACCACCUGAAGGUGAUCAACACAGACGUGCCUUUAGAUUCAAAAGGCAAACCAAUCAGACACAAUCAGCGAAUGACAACCGCAGCGCAAAAUAACGAAGGCUCGACGGACUCGUUUCACGUCCGUGGCAGUGAUACGGAUCGCGUAACGAGUACGAUCCCCAACGAAUCCUUUCCGAACGUUUCACGAUUGUCGGCGAUAGAAUGCGGCUCUAACUUUGAGAAGCAAAGCACUGCUUUUGCAACUAAACGAACAUCGGAAAAAUCAAGAGGUUUGAAUCUUGAUCAACUGAAAGAAGAAUACCUGGAAGUUCAAAAGAGAUGCUCAAAACGACUUCAUGAAGACAUGAAAAGAAUUGAAAAACUGGAGAAACCGGUGUUUCGCAUCAAGUUGGGAGCGUUAAAACUGUCUCACCUCAUAGAAAACGACGUCCCAACCAUGAGAAGGGCGACGAAUAAACUCCAACAGGAUUACCACGAUCAAAAUGUCCGGCCCUCUGGAUGGUAUGAUAAUUUAUGUGGAAAAGCUCAAGAGCUCGACGUGGACGACGAUGACGAAGUCGAUGCUCUGCUAGAAAAAUUUGUGCCAUUUUCAAAAGACGACGUGGAAACACUAUCACAUAUCAAGUCCAAACUGUGUUUGAUUAUUCAAAGUCUUCCACUGUACGAGCUGUGUAAAACUAGCAUGCAAGAGGCGUUACAAUUUUUCUUAGAGAAGAUUGUACACAGCCCCAGCAACACACUGUCUGACUGGAUGGCUUACAGAAAAAUCAAACCUGCCCUGGAAAAGGAUGAACAGUUGGAAUGA
Dendronephthya gigantea is the source of this 1476-nucleotide messenger RNA. RefSeq lists its product as uncharacterized. NCBI's taxonomy places the organism in Eukaryota, Metazoa, Cnidaria, Anthozoa, Malacalcyonacea, Nephtheidae. The annotation marks the transcript as partial. The record is from RefSeq and is a predicted model, not a curated record. The transcript is spliced from 11 exons.